GACGGAUUAAACAUCAGAGAAUGUCUCUCCCAGACUCUGCCGGAAACCGCUCCUUCGUCCUCGAACGCAUCCAGAAGUUCAAAUUCGAAGACCGCCCCGUCCCAACCCUCCAAGAUCCCCACGAUGUCCUCGUCAGAGUCGAAUACACCGGAAUCUGCGGUAGCGAUGUCCACUACUGGACAAGCGGCCAGAUCGGGCCCUUCAAAGUAACCCAACCCCUAGUCCUCGGCCACGAAUCCUCAGGGAUAGUCGAACAGGUUGGAGCUGCCGUGAAAACGCUCCAGCCCGGCGACAGGGUCACCCUGGAGCCCGGCUCGCCCUGCCGCCGCUGCGAUCCCUGUAAAGCCGGGAAAUACAAUCUCUGCGCAGAGAUGGCCUUUGCCGCGACGCCGCCGUUUGACGGGACGCUUGCCAAGUACUAUAAACUCCCAGAGGACCUGUGCUACAAGCUUCCUGGGAGUUUAACGCUGGAGCAGGGGGCGCUUGUGGAGCCGCUGGGGGUUGCGACGCAUCUUGUGCGGCAGGGGUGUGUAUCGCCUGGCCAGAAUGUUGUGGUGUUUGGGGCUGGGCCGGUGGGGUUGCUUUGCUGUGCUGUUGCGAGGGCGUUCGGCGCGAAGAAGGUCGUUGCUGUUGAUAUCCAGCAGAAUAGGGUGGAUUUUGCGGUAAAGUAUGCUGCUACCUCGGGGUUUAUACCGGACGGUGGGAUGUCUGCUUUUGAGAAUGCGACGCGUCUGCGUGUGGAGAGUGGCCUUGGAGUUGGCGCUGAUGUUGUUAUUGAUGCCUCUGGGGCUGAGGCGUCUAUCAACACUGGUAUCCAUGUUCUUCGGCCUGGGGGGACGUAUGUGCAGGGUGGCAUGGGCCGGGAUGAAGUGCGGUUUCCCAUUACGGCGGUCUGCACCAAGGAGAUUAAUGUGAAGGGGAGUUUCCGGUACUCUGGGGGAGACUAUUGCCUUGCAAUCGAGCUGCUGGCUGCAGGAAAGGUCACUGUUGAUGAGCUGAUUACGAGUGUCUUUGACUUUGAGGAUGCUGAGCUGGCGUUCAAGCAGGUUAGGGCUGGGGGAGGCAUCAAGACUUUGAUCAGGGGUGAACCAAAAUAAUUCUAUAUAUAAAAUGACGUAUUACUUCUAUUAUCUACAAUCGUGCGUAAAAUCCACCCCUGUCCAGCUUCGCCAGGCUGGUUGGCGUGAUAUCAGCCAGUGUCCUGCA
Aspergillus versicolor CBS 583.65 is the source of this 1206-nucleotide messenger RNA. Its product is annotated as NAD(P)-dependent alcohol dehydrogenase. Gene Ontology annotation, biological process: D-sorbitol catabolic process. The coding region runs from base 21 to 1097 and encodes 358 amino acids. Gene Ontology annotation, molecular function: zinc ion binding; L-iditol 2-dehydrogenase (NAD+) activity. The transcript has 3 exons. The record is from RefSeq and is a predicted model, not a curated record. Lineage: Eukaryota; Fungi; Ascomycota; Eurotiomycetes; Eurotiales; Aspergillaceae.